CUUAAUUUAAUUAAAUUCAAAAUUUUCUCACACGCAAUUGGCCGUUUCCUUUCUUUGACCUCUUCACAGGCUCACAGCCAAUCGCAACGUUCAAAUUCAACAAACCGAAGGACUCCAAUUUGAAAAGUAAAAGAACAUCGCCAAACAGAAAUAUAAAGUCACUUUCUCUAGGUUUUUUUACCUCCAGUUCUGUGUCCAGAUUUUCCCUCAUUUUCUCUCAUCCCAAACAGCCAAACCCAAAAAAUCAAGUUCUAGAAGCCAGAGAGAUAGAGAUGGCAAUAAAUUGGGAACUCCAAAACUGCUGCCAGCAUGACCAGGUCGUGUUCCUUGUCACCAUCGGUGUCUUCUCCGUCGUUAUCCUUGCUCUGUGGAGGACAGUGCUAAUGACACCAUUUAAGCUCAUCACUGUAUUUUUGCAUGAAGCAAGCCAUGCAAUUGCUUGUAAACUCACUUGUGGUCAGGUGGAAGGGAUUAAGGUGCAUGCAAAUGAAGGUGGAGUGACACAAACACGUGGUGGUAUAUAUUGGUUAAUCUUGCCAGCUGGAUAUCUUGGUUCCUCAUUUUGGGGAAUGCUUUUGAUACUUGCAUCCACAAAUCUUACGACAGCAAGAAUAGCUGCCGGUUGUUUUGGAGUUGCUUUACUGGUUGUGCUCUUUGUUGCUAAAAAUUGGACACUUCGAGGUCUUUGCAUUGGAUUUAUCAUUUUCCUUGCUGUCGUUUGGCUAUUGCAAGAAACAACAAAAGUACGGAUUCUUCGAUAUGUCAUUCUUUUCAUUGGAGUGAUGAACAGCCUGUUCUCAGUUUAUGAUAUUUAUGAUGAUCUAAUAUCCCGAAGAGUCAACUCCAGUGAUGCUGAGAAAUUUGCAGAAGUUUGCCCUUGUCCUUGUAAUGGUGUUGGUUGGGGAAUCAUUUGGGGAAUGAUAUCAUUUAUUUUUCUCUGUGGAUCCAUUUAUCUUGGACUUGUGAUCUUAUCUUGAGGUUUAAAGACAAGAUCAAAUGUUUCUCGUUAUAUCGGAGGCGAUUACGAUUUGUGACUUCCCAGUUCACUACUCCCCCCACUUUGGCUUCUUGGCUUCAGAAAUAUUGUUGUUUUGAUUCAUUUGACAUUUAAUAGAGAAUUAUUGUGUAGUGUGUAUAUGCUUCAUUCUUUCAGCUCUUUUUCAUUAGGGCUUACAUUGCAACAACUUAUGAUUCAUUUUGUACAGUAGACAUAUUUAUCAAUGUGGUGAUUGAUAUUCAGAAGAUA
Messenger RNA from Jatropha curcas, 1246 nucleotides. Its product is annotated as peptidase M50B-like protein. The record is from RefSeq and is a predicted model, not a curated record. Lineage: Eukaryota; Viridiplantae; Streptophyta; Magnoliopsida; Malpighiales; Euphorbiaceae.